UCCCUCACCGUGUACCUGGGUGCUCUUCCUUUCUUCAGCUCUCUCUCUGCACGGCUACCACAGCUCCAAACCUCUAGACCCUGAGUUCUUGAGUGUUUUAUAGCAAGGACAAUGGCGGGGGGUGGGUUUGUGGUGGUCUGGGAGGACGUUCACCAGAAGGCUUCAAUCAACGGGAGGUGAAGGUGGAGUGAAAGGUUUCCAGUGAAAACUGGGUUCAGUGCGAUACCGGAAAGUGCCCGUCCCAGCCUACCUGGUGCUGGAGAUCAUAACAUCAUAGAAAGUCGGGAGAUGGGCAGGGGUUGAGCUUGACCUGCGUUGGGUGGGAGACUUUUGGCAGUGAGACCUGCUCAGGGAUCUCUGGGUAACACCUCCAUGCCAUGUUUGUUUGUCUUCCCUAGAGAGCUGGUUGCUUGGUGCCCUUCAGCCCUUUCGUGCCACAGAGCUAACCCCUGUGAUGGUCUCCCCUGCCAGAGAAACCCAGUCCAUCGAGGAUGUCUACAGCCAGUCCUUAGCCAAAGCCCUGUACCACAUUCCCACUCCUGCCAUCGUUGGGUUUUAUGCGCCGUGGGGAUAUGGGAUUUCCCAAAAGAUCACGAUUUUGCGCAACAUUUUGCAGGAGAAGUCGAGGAAGAAAGAUGAGCGGGACUUCCAGCAGACGGGGCAAAGGCAGCGGGGGAAUUCCAGCUGGGACCUGCUCAACGUCCUCCUCCAUAUGAUCUUCUACCGCCCGGUCCUGACGGAGCAGCAUAAGGAAAGGAGGAACAUCCAGCACGUCUUCAUCCACUUCAGUGCCUGGGAGUAUGUGGGAAGUGACAACCUCUGGGCAGGCCUCAUCACUGCCUUGUGUGAUGGCAUCCAAAGACACUUUGGUCUCCUGCCCAUCAGUGUUUACCGGGUUAUGGGCCAGAAAUGUAGCCUCAGUGAUGGCUGUGGGGAUAAAAAAUGGAUUUGUAAGAGAUAUCUUUGCCUCCCGGUGUGGGCUGUUGGGAGUGUCUUGGCCAUCGUAGUAGUAGCAGUGGGAUUUCUUUUCUUUGUGCUUGGGACUCCUGUUGGUGACACGUGGGAAGAUAUGAUGAAAGCAAUUCUGGAGAGCAUUGGGAUAGCAGUGCUUGGCAUCUCUACAUUAGCUGUUGUGAAGCCAAUCUUCCUGGUGAUACGAAAUAUCAUCAAUACCCAGAAGGCCAAGCUGGAAAAGCUGAUGAACCGGACAGAUCUCAGCGCCCAGUUGGGCUUCAUGAGCUGCGUCAAGAGGGAAGUCAAGGUCAUCACGGAGUUCCUGAAGUUCAUGGAGAUCUUCCAGCGGCGGAAGAUCCGGGUGGUGCUGGAGAUCACCAACCUGGACCGGUGCAGCCCCAGCAAGGUGGUGGGCAUUCUGGAUGCCCUGAACAUCCUCCUGGCAGAUGACACAGCCCCGUUCAUCUCCAUCCUGGCCGUGGACCCUAGCAUCAUCAUUGACUGCGUGGGGAGCUCAGGUGGCACGGCCAAGAAUGGGUACAAGUUCUUGAACCACAUGGUCACCCUGCCUUUUUCGGUGCCCAAGAUGGAUGACGACACCAAGAAGCACCUUAUCCGGAGCAUUAUUGGAAGCCAACAGGAACAAGAGGGGGACUUGCAGGGGGUGGGCAUCAGGCCAACGGACAAGAAAGAAGCCAGCUUACCACUGACACCUCAUGACUCUUUGGCCAGCCGUAGCAUAGGGAGCCUAAGCCCAGAUGAAAGCCAAGUGCCUCUUGUUAUCGUAAGUGAUGGCCCCUGGGAGCCCUCCAACAGCUGUGCUAGGAAAGCCACCAAAACCCUUAUCCAAGAAGCCUUACAUUCCCUCCUGGAGGACUCCAUGAAGGAAUACAUGACGGACAACUUUGUACAGAUACAGAGGAUUGUGAACACCAUCAGCAUCACUGUCAGGCUCAUGGUGAUGAAAGUCUCCAGGGACAAGGUCUUCCCUCAGAUGGUGGCAGCGUGGGUGCUCCUGGCCAACCAGUGGCCGUGUCGCCUGAGCUGGAUCUUGCAGUGCAUUGAAGAUGAGGAGCAGAGAAACAGCCUGGAUGGUUGCCAGGGAAAUCUGCUCCCUCCUGACAUGCCGCUGUGGGAGGUUUAUGAGAAGUACAUGGAGGAGUUUGACUUGAUAAAGGGCCCGAUGGAGAAGAUGCUGGAGCUGGACAGUGACCCUGACCUCUUCUACAACUUCAUCCAUGACUGGUUCCGAGUGGAAGAUGCCAACUUCUACUUGCCCUUCACCGUCAACCUCGACUCAUCCCUGAAAAGGCAGAUGGAGCUGCAACGUGGCAGCCGCAGCCUGAAGUGGACAAAGAAAGCCCGUAGCCUCUCCAAGGGCAUCUUGUUGGCCAUGUCUGUUGAUGACAUCUGCAAAGAGAUGGCCACACUUGGCUUUAAAGAAGACAACCUCCAGAUAUAUGUGGAGAGAGUGAGGAAGCAUGACCUCAGUGGCCGGGCUCUGAUCUACAGCAACAACAGUGAAAUCAAAGAAGUCCUUGGCAUGAGCCUCGGGGAAUGGACUCACUUCAGCAUACGUUUCUUUGGGGUUCUCCCCCAGCCCGGUUCAUCCAACACGGCCGAGUCCUCGGUUCUGUCGCACGUCCGGCCAAAGGUCCUUGAAAACGAAGACAUGUCGGGACGUCUGCCCCUCGACACCGUCAAUGAAAGCCAGCCGCUCCUUCAAGAGCACCUUGCUGGGCAUGAGGGCAAAUGACAUCUCCAGGGAGCUGAAGGAGAUUUCGGGAGAAAUUAGGGAAGGAAACACAGCAGAGCACCAAGAGGACCAUAAAGACGCAUCAUGGAGCUGACUCAGCUGUUAGCUGCAUUGGCAAGCUCAGAAGGCCCAACCUCUUCAUCUCAGCUAAUCUCUCCACUCUGCACGUGUUAACGACCCUCUGCUUUUUAAUGGUCUUGAUGUUCCACUAUUCAAGCUACCCUUUCUUCUGCAGUGUUGUUAUUUAUCCAUUAGCCGUUUCUGGGAAUGUCUCCUAUUUCACAGCCCCUCGGACUUUUUAAUUCUAGCUCAUUCCCUUAACUCAAGUGUGAUAACGUUAACUCAGGGGAACACUAGCUCCAGCGUGGGAAGGAGUGACAGCGAAGUGUUGGAUGCACUGCCAAGAUGCUCAAGAAGACUAGAUUUUGUUUUAAAAAUCUGAACAAGAGACACGUAUUUAAUUAUCAUGAGUAGGGACGUACUUAAUUUGUGGUUAUACGGAGUUCAGAGAAACUGCAAAAUCCAUGACUGUCCACAAAAUCCAGAAAAAAACCUUAAUUUUUUAACUUACUGUUUUACAAACUUGAAUAAGAGACAUAUCAUUAAUUAUAAUGACCACAAGAUGCACGAGACCCUAUGGUCUUUAAACUUAAUAUAUAAGUUAGCUAAUUAGUAUGCAUUCCAAUAGUUAUGUUUGCUUUUGAUUUGAUCUUAAAUAGAAUAAUAUACCACUGGGUCCCCUGGCAUAUCAUAUUAAUGGCUGUUAGCCAUUCUGGGUAACAUCUCCCUUCUGGUGUUUUCUAGCUCUAGCUACAAACCUCGAAUCAGGUGUGCUCACAUUUAACUCAGGCGUGGUAAUGACUGACUGUGAAGUACUAGAAGUACUGUCAAGACGCUCAAGAAGGCGAGAUUUUGUUUUAUGAAUCAGAAGAAGAGAUGUACAUUUAACUAUAAUGACUCCAGGACUAAUGAAACAAUCUCUUUUUACUAUA
Messenger RNA from Alligator mississippiensis (American alligator), 3702 nucleotides. Its product is annotated as NTPase KAP family P-loop domain-containing protein 1-like. Bases 455 to 2710 code for a protein of 751 amino acids. NCBI's taxonomy places the organism in Eukaryota, Metazoa, Chordata, Crocodylia, Alligatoridae. The record is from RefSeq and is a predicted model, not a curated record. The transcript has 5 exons.